Molecule: messenger RNA, 1364 nt
Organism: Marmota monax (woodchuck)
Lineage: Eukaryota; Metazoa; Chordata; Mammalia; Rodentia; Sciuridae
Gene: CUNH8orf48
Product: chromosome unknown C8orf48 homolog
Exons: 1
Coding region: 201-1007 (268 amino acids)
Source: RefSeq, a predicted model, not a curated record
UCACCCGGAAGUUAGGGCCGCUGAGCUGUUGGCACCCGGGCUAGGGCCCGGUGGGCUCAUCCUUCACUAGUUCCUGAGAUGAUCCUGACGAAAGCAAAGCAGAUGAGAAACCGAUUCUGAAGCAAUGUGAUGUCCAUCUGCCCAGAAGUCUGGGGAUUUAAAAAGAUCAAGGAGAAUUGGUUCAAACCGACGUAAGUGCUAUGGCUCACCUUUCUGAUGAAACGGCCGGGUCCUUUACUGAUGAGGUAGAGAGUUCUGGUUCUCUCAGCCCCUCUGGAGGACAGCAGUCCUGGCCCAGCCCCUCUGGGACAGAAUCGGAUGAUGGAAAACUGGCUGCAAGCUUGCAAGAAGAAACCAAGCAAUCCGAGCUUUCUGACUUCAAAAAUAACGAAAAGAAGUUGACUCAAAAAUGGAUCAACUGUCUCAAGGACAAAAAAACUAACUAUGAACAAAACCAACCGGAGACUGAACUUCAAACAGAAAUCAAUGGGCUGUCCGAUGAAGAACUGAAUGCCCUGCAGUCUUUUUGCACCACUAAGAUAAACUUGAUCCAUCAAAGAGUGGACUCUAAAAAGAAGAGCAACAGACACAAAAAGCUGCAGUUUAGAUGCGAUCCAGAGCCUUCAGAAAUCAAUGCCUUAACAUGUACUGUUCCUGAUGAACUUUUAAACAGAAUCUAUUUUGAAAACGUGAGGACAACACUAAAACAGGUGGCAUCAGCAAAGCAACACAUUACUUCACAGUGUCCCAACUGUAUUAGGAAAAAAGCAGAGCUGGCUCAGUCUGCCUUCCUAAAGCAAAAGAAGACUUUACUGGAGUCAGUUCUCCUCCAAGAGAAAGUAGAUGAACAUCUUCAUACCACAGACUUUCUCACCCAUGUUGGAGAAGCACAUCAGGGUCUUCCCAGGCUUUCAGAUGACCCUAAAAUAAUCUGGAAAAGACUGAAAGAGAAAACUCAGACUGGAUACUCCUGUUUUGAAAGGUCAGAUACCAAGCAGAAGAUGUAGCAAGAUGGAAAUAGGACUUCAUUCACCUUUUUUCCUCUACCACUUCUCAAGUCUCUUACCCAACCAAACAGAAGAUGGUGAUUACUAAUGAUGACAUGCGAUGUGGAUGUGUGUAGAUAUUUCUGUUUUUUUUUUUUUUUUUUUUUUAAGUAACUGGCAUUUCUUGGAAACUAAUAAGGAUUUUUUUUUAUGCUAUCUUUCUAGAUUUGAGGACUAAGAACUUCCCAUCCAAUAUGUUUUUCAGAUUACACAGGGCAACGUUGUAGUUGGAAUAAUUACAAAAACUUUUUACAACAAUAUAGGAGCGAUAUUGGUACUUGGGAUUAGGUUGUUGAUAAUACAGAGAGAAAGAAGUAA